AAACUUACUGGCUAAAGUUUGUAUCGCCACAAGUCCUGUUACUUAUCUAUCAGAAACCUCUCUGGCAUUAUGGACACCAAUGCACUUAUUGAUCUCGUCCACGAGGUGCAGGGCCAGCUCUGGGUUGAUAAGGUGAACGAGACCCACAGAACGGGUCGUCUUUGUCAGUGGGUGUCUACUUUCCAUCCUAACAAGCUUCCCUGUAAACUUGAUGGUACCUUUCACCACGGUGCAUUUAAUGCUGGCAUAAAGAUUGUCUUUAGUGACAACACAGCCUGGAUGGUUCGUUUCCCUCGCGCGGGAAUGGUCUGUGACGACUACACCGACGAGAAGGUUGCGAUGGAGGUAACGGCUCUGGGUCUUAUCCGCGACAGGACUACUAUUCCCGUCCCGACAGUCCAGGCGUGGGGUCCCGCUACCAGCAAUCCACUUGGCCUCGGUCCGUUUAUUAUGAUGGACUUUAUCAACGGUGUGAGCCUUAGCGAUCUUCUUCGGGAUCCCAGUGCCGAUCGCCCCAGCAGAGUUAUGAGGGAGGAUAUCAGCGAUCGUGAUGUUGAAUAUAUCUAUAGACAGUUGGCGAAUUUUCUCCUUCAGAUUUUCAAGCUUGAUUUUGAUCAGAUCGGUAGCCUACCUUCGCCACAAAAUGAAUUCUAUGGCCCUACACUGCGACGGCCACUAACUUUUAAGGCACAUAGCAUUCUACAGAAUGGAGGGGUUGACACUUUUGGUGACCGAACUCAGGGGUUUGCGACGACCACCGAGUAUUUUCAGUAUGUCGUCGGGCAAGACUGGGAACAGCUUGUUCGCCAGCCAAACUCGAUCGUUGGUGAAUACGAUGCUAAGAACAAAUAUGUGGCGUUCAAGGUUUUAAAGACCUUGAUACCUGACUUGGUCAAUGCAAAGUAUGAUCAUUGCAAGUUUAAAUUAAUUUGUGACGAUCUUGGCUUGGCGAAUCUAAUUGUUCGCGGCAAAAGAGAUCUUACUGUUGUUGGAGUAGUAGAUCUUGAGUGGUCAUAUAUUGGACCCGCGCAGCUGUUUGGCUCGGCACCGUGGUGGCUUCUCCAAGACAGACCUGUUAACAGCACAUGGGACUACGAGGGUGAAGAGCCCCCCAAGAUUGCUACCCGAUACUUUAAGUACCUAGAUAUCUUCAUACAUGUUUUGGAGGAGGAAGAGGCAAAAAUGCCAGGCCACGAAGAGAGAGAGCUCUCUAGCCUUGUUAAGUGGUCGCAAGCCUCUGGAGCCAUGUGGCUACACAUGCUCCUCUCAUCUGGCUUCAACGACCAUCGCAGUUUUCCUUUUACUAAGCUCCAUCAACAUGUAGGGGCUAGCGAGUGGGCUAAGCGUGAGAGGGAAUUUGACCAGCCAGAAUUACUUGAGGCGUUCGCGUCGCGGAAGGUCAAUGAGUUGGAUGACUAUGAUGAAGCCUUGGAGCAAAUGGAGGAGAAAAAAGCGCUCCUGGACAGCGGUAAGAUAACGAAGGAAGGAUUCGUUGCCACCGCUCUAAUGGAACCAUGGUUUUCCCCAUCGUCUGCGUCGAACAAUGAGAUGACGAAUGACAACGGGUUGUUCCAUACGGUAGCUACUUGGCUUACCUCGCAGGCUGCAAAGUUGAGAGGAGCGACAUGGAUAGGAUGAGCAGGUUGUAUUAGCAGAAAGACCGAAUGUUACAUUAAAUGUGAUAGCUAUUCUAUUAUAAAAAAGAUUUAUGCCGGCUCUCCAC
Molecule: messenger RNA, 1723 nt
Organism: Monascus purpureus
Lineage: Eukaryota; Fungi; Ascomycota; Eurotiomycetes; Eurotiales; Aspergillaceae
Source: the annotation of a GenBank genome assembly